Paramecium pentaurelia is the source of this 618-nucleotide messenger RNA. The record is from the annotation of a GenBank genome assembly. NCBI's taxonomy places the organism in Eukaryota, Ciliophora, Oligohymenophorea, Peniculida, Parameciidae.
UAUGUAAUAAGUGACUCCUGCAUAUGUGAAAUCGUUAACAGGACCUACUGCUAAGUAGAUAGAUAUAACAAUUUAGUUUUCUAUGUCCAGUAAGUGCAAAUAUUUACAACAUUUAAUUUUUGAAAUUUAGAAUUCGUGAUAUGGAUUCAGGUUAAGUUUUAUUUGAAGUAGAAAGAGAUCCAGAUGAAUAACCAAUAGGUAUAUAAAUUAAUUAAAAUAUAAGAAAAUAUACCAGUUGAAUAUUAAGAUGAAGCAAGAAGAAUUAAAUAUCAGUUUGGACCAUAGUUUUUUGAAUUGAAAACAGUAGGUGCUUAACUCACUUUCUCUGUUGGAAAAGAUCCUAUCAAAAACUUUACUAUUAUUGAAAGACAUUAUUUUAGAGAUCAUUUAUUAAGAUGUUAUGAAUUCUAAUUUCCAUUUUGUAUUCCUAAUUCAACUAAUACUUGGGAACAUAUUUACACAAUUCCAGAAAUUGAUGAAGCUAUGGUAUAGUAUUUAAAUUAUUAAAAGCGUUAAGAAAUGAUUGAAAAUCCAUACGAAACUAAGUCAGAUAGUUUCUAUUUCGUCGGAGAUUAAUUAGUUAUGCAUAAUAAAGCAGAAUAUGAUUACUCUGAAUGA